Messenger RNA from Purpureocillium lilacinum, 1311 nucleotides. RefSeq lists its product as uncharacterized. The record is from RefSeq and is a predicted model, not a curated record. Gene Ontology annotation, molecular function: phosphatidylserine decarboxylase activity. Gene Ontology annotation, biological process: phospholipid biosynthetic process. NCBI's taxonomy places the organism in Eukaryota, Fungi, Ascomycota, Sordariomycetes, Hypocreales, Ophiocordycipitaceae.
AUGGACGGUCUCACGACUUGGUUCGGUCUCAAGACUUGGUUCAGGAGAUUAUUAUAUCCGCACUGUCUCAUCGGCGCUUGCGGUUCACUGGUUGGGCAGUCGAUCAACAGCUUGGCCCCCAAGCCUAACCGGCCCAGAAUCCCCACGAUACCUGUGAUCGGCGAUAGCCCUGUCAACUUUAAUCCCAUCAUUAUCAUUUUGAUGGGGUAUCUGGAGAAGGUCAGCCCGAAUGGCUUGCAGACUGCCGUGGCAAUGGCUCACAAGAAGCUGCCCGAGACUAUGAACAGGCUCAGCAUUACAGAUGCUCGCUCGUUCCUCGAGUUCGCCAACGACCUCUUAACAUGGAUUCCCCAGGAGAAUUACGAGGGGAAGGAAAUCUACGAGAAUUUUUGCAUCUUCUACUUUAUCCUGGGCCAAGAACCCCUAGCAGAACUACAGACCCCCAUCCUCCCCAACCGGGUCGGCCAACCCUUGACUUGGCUCUCGUCAUGGGCCGUUGUGUACGCCCAGCUCAUCGGGCUCUUCCUGGACACGCCAGCCUCCAUUACCGCAGAGUCCCUGCAGUCUUUCAAGGAUUCCCCCCCGUAUAACUACGAAGAGGCAAUGGUUCCACCAGGAGGAUUCCGAACCUUCAAUCAGUUCUUCGCUCGUCAUCUAAAGCCUGGAUUGAGACCCAUUGAGUCGCCACAGGAUGACAAAAUUAUUGUCUACCCGGCCGAUUGCGCCUAUGACAACUCAGUCGUCAAUCAGAGCAUUGUCAGCAUCGAGUCGGGGGGCAUAGUGUACAUCAAGGGUCUCCCGUGGACAAUCGGAUCGCUCUUGCAGGGCAGCGAGUUUGCACACGACUUUGACGGUGGCGUCUGGAUGCAUGCCUUCUUAAACACGUUCAACUACCAUCGCCAGCACGCACCCGUCUCCGGCACCGUCAUCGAGGCAAAGAACAUUCAAGGCGCAGCAUACCUGGAGGUCAAUGCCAAGUGCCAGCCUAUCCGCAACACGUGUGGUCCCGAUGCCACCGACAGCCCUGGAUACCAGUUCCUCCAAAUGCGCGGGAUGGUCGUUAUCGACAACCCUGUCCUUGGGAAAGUCGCUGUGUUGCCCAUUGGAAUGGCCCAAGUCUCGUCGGUCAAGUUGUCUGUGCAGAAAGGCGACGUUCUGAAGAAGGGAGACGAGAUUUCCUGCUUCCAAUUUGGUGGAUCAGACAUCAUUUGUGUCUUCCAGGCCAAGGCCGGCCUCAAGGUCGAGAGCUUUGUGCCGUCGCCAGGGGAUUCGUACUCCAAGAUGGGAACGGUUUUGGCCAGGGCGCCAUGA